UGGUUGCGUGAAGGACGUAAACAAAUUAGUACCUACUGUAUCUACUGUAGUUUUUAAUUAUUUUAUAAUUGUAAAUUCUAUUCAGGAGACACAGAUACAAUUGUUAUAUAUCAGUAAAAUAGUGAACACUUAACACUUGACCGCUUUUAUUUUUUAAAUUUAAUUUUAACCCUUCACGCGCAGGUUUACAUAUUUGGAGAAAACACCUCGCUAGCAAAAAUUAAGCUAGCAGUUUACGCUUUACAGAUGGCAGUACCACUGAGUUAAUGGUGUUUUAAUGGUGUUUGUCACCUAAUACAUGAACAUAUCAUUAACCCUUUACGGUCUAGGAAAGUUAAAAUAAAAUGAAUUGGGUUGGCGGUUCAAGAAACCGGUUAUUGGUGAAGGAUGAUACAAAAAAGCAAAAGGAGUUCUCUGAAAAAAGAAAAAUGCAGCAAAAGUUGAAGAAGUUGGGACUUCCUCUGCCAGCAUCCUCUCAAGAUUGUAGUUCUGGUAGCAUGGACCUGGUGACUUUGUUUAUUGUGAACCAGAUAGCUGCUAAAAAAGAAAAUACAGACGCUCCCAAAGUGGCAGUUCUCAGCAGCAGUAAAGGAAUAUCCAAGCACAGCAGAAAACAACCUUUUGUGUUACCCAUGAGCCCCUGCUCUCCAUCACAGCUGAGUCUGGCUGAGGGCCAGCCCCAGAACAGUGAUCAAGCAGAAAGAAAGAGAAUUCGUGUUAUUCCACAAGGGUUCAAGUGUCCCCAGUUGUCCCCAGUUUUGGAGUCAGCAUUCUCAGACAAUAGUGCAUCUGAUUAUCUUCCACGCGCAGCAGACCGCCUCAGCCCCUUUUCCUCCACCUCAUCAGCUUCUUCAAGCCAAGGAGGCCAAAAUGUGUGGGAUUCUUUAGGUAUUGUUCCCUUACACCUGAAUCAAGAGCAAAGAAACCAGAUGCAGAUGCAGCCACCUUUCUUCUACUCUCCAGACCAAGACUGGGCCAAGGAAGAAGAACGCCAUCAGCAGUGUCUCCAUGCUGUUUAUUCUCACGUGGACCAAGGCUAUUGUGCAGACCCCCUAAUCCCAAACUCUCAAGGGAAUCCAAAAGAAAAGCCUCUCAGUCCUUACAUUAAACAAACAAUGAACUUUAGAUCGGGCCGAAUUGCAUCUUUCUCAGGCAGACCCAGAGGAGGUAAUGUCCGACAGACAGAAGGCAGCUUGGCUCACUUUCCUUCUCCUCAUCCUCUUGCUAUAACUCAGUGCAAAUGUAAGCAAACACCAAGUGAAAUGCUUGACAAGGAAACUCAAACAGUCCACAUCCCCAGAGCUGAGACGUUCGAUGUCUCCACUCAGUGCAGCUUGGGUACCAAACCCCAUAACUUCAGCUUGUUCCUACCACCUGUUGAUGCUUCAGUGCCACAUUCAGCCACAGGGAGGCAGACUGACUGCACAGAUGCUGCUGCAAAGCUCAGUAGACGCAUAGCUUCAGCAGGGAACUCAAGAAGUGAAGUGAAUCACACAAACUGGAACAAGACGUACCAAAACAAACUUAGUGGCAACAACUGUGAUGGCAUAGCGAUUCUUCAGGGGCUCCUAAAGCCUUAUGUAGGUGCUUUAAAGCAUGGAAACAGAGGUAAGCAGAUCGGAGAGGGCAGACAUGACAAAUGGCAAGAAGAAAAUGAACCUGUGAUGAAAGAUCGCUCAGAUCAAGUGCAGGAAGUCGCAUCUGGAAACAGAGUAAACACACCCUCAGAAGAUGCAGGAGCACUUAAGGAAAUAGCCAAUAUAUUGCUCCUGCUGAAACAAAAUAAGGAGGAAUGAUGAUAAGUACCUAAAUAAGGCCAGUAGAUGUAGGUAGAUACAAAUGAACAACAUGUUUGUUCCUCUGUUUGAACACAGUCAUCUUCAGUAUUUUACCAUAUUUAACAGUAACACUUGACAUUAAUUAUUCAUUAUUUGUUCUGAAUGAGAGGGAUUCAUUGAAAUAAAGCCCCAAAAACAUUUCUCUGAUUCAUAGGUUUUUAUUUCUUUCCCCAUAUAGAUAUUCAAGUGUUAAGAUUUCAUGAAGAUAUUUAUUUUUUAUAGAAUAUAAACUCUAGCAAAACUUUUACAGCUUGAACAAUAAUCAAAUAUACUAUACAGCACGCUUUUUGUAUUUUUGUUGUUCAUCGUAAACUGUAGAAACAUGGAAUUGGCUCACAUAGAAAAAACUGCAACCAUUUCACCAUAAGUAACACAUUAAUUAUUUCCAGUUGACAGCAGAGGACACACAACUGGAUGCUGAGGGCUGAACACAUUAUCUCUGACACUGCACCUGAAACAACCACAUUUCGUGUUUAAUUGACACAUUUUCAGUACACAAUCUGUGUCAUGGAGCAGUAGUAGUCAUCUGUUAAUACCUUCAGUUCAGAACUAAUUUGCAUGGUUUUAAAGGCAAAACACAUCAUGGACCAAAUUAAAAUCUAAUGGUUCAAACAAUGCCCUUAUAUUUUUGAGCUGUGGUGUGUUAUUUUUCAUGUACAUGGCUGAAAUAAUGGACAAGCCCACUUCUACUCUACUGAUCAUUUUCAAAAGAAUAUGAAGAGGCUUUGAGCUGAUUAGUUGUGCUGUGAAGUCUGUGCAAGUUCUCUUUCGCUGCUGAAAUACACAAACAAAUGAUGCUUAUGGCAUAGUUUGAAAAAUGAUCAGCAAUCAAAACAAUUUAUAAUUAAUGGGUUGAACAUUGUCAUUCAGAGCUGUGUUUGGGUAAUGUUUCUGUGUUAACAGCUUAUCUAAAGGACAGAGGGUUUCCACAUAUUACAGUUGUUUUUCUGUAUGUGACAGCAGUAUCAUGGCAACAAUUUCCAAAAGCAUCGUUGUGUGAAAACCUCAAAAUGUAAUGCAAACACUAUUCAGGCACUGCAUGUGUUAUAGCAUUUAAUGAAUAUAUUAUUUUGAAAUGGCAUUGUAAAGAUCCUAUUAAUUCAUGAAUAUGUGCCAAAUAUUACACAAUGCCCUUUAACUGACAUAAUAUAAGAAACCUGUUGAAGUGCAGUGAUGGUGUAGUCCCCUUGUGUUUAGUUUCACAAAUUUCUAAUACACUUACUACUGUCAAACAGAUUUUGCUACAUAGAACCUAUGUGUAUCUUAUUAACAAGGUGUAAACUCACACGGUUUUACAAAACAACAUUGCCAAAUUACACUAAAGCCUACUCUUCGACUCUUUGACAUUAGGUAACCACGUAAAUGAUGUGCUCUGCUAUUUGUACAUAUGGCUAUGGAGGAAGACAAAUCAAAACACAUGACAUUUUUGUAAAAAAACAAAAAAAAUCACAGAUGAACCGCAAAUAUAGCUAUGGAUCUUAUUUCAGUAAUAUAAUACACAUCCACAUCUGGAAUAAAAAAAAUGGCCAUUAGGCACCUUCACAAAAACACAGGCACUAAUAUUAGCAUGUUCAAGAUAGACUGAAAUACUUAGAAUACAAGUGAAGGCUCAAUCAUAAAUCCAUGGUACAGAGAGAACAGCCUGGAUGUUUUAUACCAGGCAGUCAAUGCAUCAUGACAUAUGCAAGUUUAUACCUUGUUUCAUAGUUUUGGAUAAUUGUAGUGAUAUAAUGACUAUAGUCUCUGUUGUAUUAUGCUAAAACUGGCAUUUUUGAAGGCAAGCAACAUAUUUAAACAUUAGAACCUAAAAUAAUGUGGCUAAGCGGCAGUAAACAGUAACUGCUUGCAAACUUGUUAAGGUCAAAUGACAUAACAAUAAAUAAAUAGAAAUAAAUAACGGUAAACAAUUCAAAUUCCUUCCUGUGCUACGACAUCGGUGAGUGGUUUUGUUUUAGGCAUCCACUGAAAAUAUUAACUGUGCUAAUGUUAACAAUACUCUGUACAUCUCUGGCGUUUGCUUUUCAUAAAAAUAUCCACAAAGUAUGUAAGGAAUUGACAUUAGUGUACUGUGCUACAAUCAAACAACAUUAGACCAAGAUGUGUUUCAGAGAAAGGUCGAAAGGCAAAAUGGUACAACAGAUAAACAAUAAGCUAUAAUUGAGUUUUGUGGACACAGACCUGAUUUUCCAACAUCACAUUUACUUCAAUGGAAACAUUUUCUGAUGUAAUACUUUAACUGUAAGAGCAAUAGCAUAUUUAAACAAUAAAUCAUAUUUAUGUACUGUAUGUGUGAAAUACUGGGGUCAUCUUCCUGCUGCUAAGCCACAUCCUCUCCUAUAUAUUUGUGUAAAAAAGACAUCAGUUUAUUUCAUUAUCUCCUUCAUCAUUUGUGUAAUGAAUAAGGAAGGCCCUAAUACUUCACACAUUCAGUGUUUGUUCAACAGUCGUAUCUCCUGUUCCAGCAUCCUCAGUAAAGACACUGAACCUCUAUGUAUGUACAGUCUUGGAAAAAAUUAUUAGACCAUCAAAAGUCAUCAAAAACAAUGGUUAUGCAAUCAAGUACUAACUCCU
Sphaeramia orbicularis (orbiculate cardinalfish) is the source of this 4409-nucleotide messenger RNA. RefSeq names its product regulator of DNA class I crossover intermediates 1 (gene redic1). The record is from RefSeq and is a predicted model, not a curated record. The transcript has 9 exons. Lineage: Eukaryota; Metazoa; Chordata; Actinopteri; Kurtiformes; Apogonidae. Bases 345 to 1796 code for a protein of 483 amino acids.